GGAGAAGAAGUGGGUGACCGUUGGUGACACAUCCCUACGGAUCUACAAGUGGGUCCCCGUAACAGAGCCCAAGGUUGACGACAAAAACAAGAAUAAGAAGAAGGGCAAAGACGAGAAGUGCGGCUCGGAGGUGACCACCCCAGAGAACAGUUCGUCCCCGGGGAUGGUGGACAUGCACGACGACAACAGCAACCAGAGCUCCAUAGCAGAUGCCUCGCCCAUCAAGCAGGAGAACAGCAGCAACUCCAGCCCUGCGCCCGAGCCCACCUCAGCCGUGCCCAGCGAUGGCACCGAAGCCAAGGCGGAUGAGGCCCAGCCGGAUGGCAAGGAGCACCCUGGAGCGGAAGAUGCUUCUGACGAGCAGACUUCACAGUCUUCGGUGGAAAACUCGCUGAACAGCUCAGAGAAAGUAGAACGGCAGCCAUCUGGAGACUCGGGCCUGGCGGCCGAGACGUCAGCCAUCUCUCAGGAUUUGGAAGGGGUGCCACCCUCUAAAAAGAUGAAACUGGAGGCCUCUCAGCAAAACCCCGAGGAGAUGUAGACACGAAGCCCAGCCCUGUGGUCUGUGUCGUGGAAGGCCGUGGCACGCUUCCUUCUAGAACCACGUGGCCCAAGCGAGCCCUCCCGGGUGCGAACAGAACUCCUACCGUGUCCAGUUUACCAAGUGCAAAUCCAAGAACACCCAGAACGGCGUCGCUUCUCAGACGCCGAAGAACUCUGCUGUGAAGCAAAAUACUCGAACCUUUACACGACUGUCCCCGGGAGGCCACCGCGGCCCAGGGGCGUCCGCGCACCGUCUCGGAAGCCAGGAGCACAUUGGCGUCGCUGCUGUGUCCCCACUUCUCUGUUUAAUAAGCUGUCGAGGGCGGCUCCGAUCAGGCGCUCCCUGUUCUUUGGGGCUUCUCGCUGUUCCACAGAUUCCUUCCGCUUUCUUUUUUGUGCCUUGUGCCCUCGAGGUGCCCUCUGGCAUGUCCCUGGUUGUUUUGCAUCUCCCUUUGCGAAGUGCCCUCUUGGUUCUGUCUGGUGGUGCCAGGUGUCACAGACUCCCUUCUCUCCUCCCUGCUGGGGACUUCAUGAGGGCAGGCGGGGCCGAGUGGGGAGCCCCGGCUGCAGACCAGCGGGAGCUCAGGGGCUGCUUGGCUUUCCCCUACGUGGGGCUUGGGCACAGCCUGAGCUCUUGGGGGUCAGUCCCAGCCCCCAGGCCCGAGGAGUUGUGGGCAUCGGGGCACAGGCCCCAAGGGCUGGCCUCAUGGGUCCCAGCCGGACCCUCCGUAUGCCCUCACCCCCCUGGAGCAUUCGAGGCUGCUUGUUCGUAAGCCCCUACAGCCCGAUGGACGCGCAAAACCCUUAGAUUUUUCUAGCACUUCCACCCCCCCCCACAUCACCACCGCCUCCUCCAGCAGCGUUUUCUCCCAGCCCUCCGAAGACGGAGUGGUCUCUCUGGCCCACCGCAACUAUCUCCUUCCGGCAGAUCCGGGCCGCGAGGCUGGGCGUCGGGGCAGAGGUAGUUGGUGCUGAACUUGGCACGUAGGACGUUGCUGGAUUCCAGCCAGCAGCCCUCUGCCUGCCCCGCCCCCUGGCCCCUCCUCCGGAGCGGCGGGAUCACAGUGGCUGAGCUGCAUCGCGUCGGAAUCACGCUGACUCAGUGCCAGCUAUGGACUGAGUCAUCCCCAGGACGCGGUCGCCUCCACCCGGAGCGGGCCUUGGUGUUUGGGCCUCGAAGGCCGGAAACGAGGCACCCGGAAUCGGCGAGAUUUGCACCCUCCAGGAAGGAGUGCCCGACUGUCUGCUCCCCUCCACCCCUUUGUCUCCCCUGGAGCUGCCCCGUGGACGGAUGCCCGCUCGUGUGCUCUUGAGGCAGGGGCUGCUCUCACCCAAUAGCCGGGUCCGGACCGCGACCUUUCCUGAGCUUCCUCUAUUGCACUGGAGUUUUCUCCCUUGGAGUUGUGUUCUCGGGGGUGGGGGGAGGGUUCUGUUGGGGUUUUUUUGUUGUUGUUUUUUGUUUGUUUUUGGCUAAUCGGUGCAUAUUCAGGUACCACCUUCCACCUGUGGCUCUUUCUCCCGACCACCGUGGGAAGCGUCUGCCAGAUUCCAUUUUCAAAGAGUUCCUGAGGGUGAGGCUCUUAUUAUUAUUAUUAUUAUUAUUAUUAUUUUUCGAAGGGGACCUAUCUUCCUGCACUUCACGAAGAAUCAAAAUGUUCCUGAAUUUCAAAUACCUCAUGCAAAAUAUCUCCUGAAAUAAGGGAAGAAGAAAAAAAGAAAAAAAACUUUGAAAAUCUUAAUGUUGAAGUUAGCAAUGCCGAAAGGUUUCUGUCUUAAAAAAAAGAAAUCCUUGUACUUCUCGGUUUCGCCCCUCAGGCAGGCAGUUCCCGGCACCUGUGCCCCGCGCCGCAGGCGCAGCCAGGAGCGAACCUCUCAUAGAUCUGGGGCGGCUUGCCCCCACACCCGGCGGUUAGGGCCAUGUGUUUCUUUGUGGCGAAAGUCCAUUCUGGUGACAGAUGAAUUUGGAUAUUUAUUUUCUUUUCUCUUCUGGGAACCGAGAGGUUACAACCAAGACAGCUGAAGGAGAAUCCAACGCGCAUCCAGGGAACCAGAAAGGCCUCGAGGGUUGCCCGCGCCUCUUCUGUCCGGGGGCAGCCUCUCCGGACAGGCAGGGGGACUCGAGGGUGAACACGAUGUCCAUGGGACCGAGGCUGUCAUUAGUUUUUCUCUGAAGUGCCUGAAGGGAGGAAUGGGCCAGAAGGUGGGACCACUGGGCCCCCCCGCGGCCACGCCAGGCAAAAGGCCAGCAGCCCUGCACGCGACGCCGGCCGAGAAGGCCUUCCACGCGGAACCACGAGACUGCAGAAAUCCAAUGUGCUUCCUGCCCCACGCAGCCCGCUCCUCGGGGCGCUGCUCUGCUCGCCCUGUACCCCUCGUCCUCCUCCAGGCCAAGAAUCUAAGACCUUCCAGCCACCAAGCCAGGGGCGGGGGGUUCGAAGCGCAUGCCUUCCGUGGACAUCAGGCCCCGUGGCCUCAAGGGCUCCUGGGGCAAACUUCAUUACUUAAUUCCCCCCAAACUCGAAGCCGGGGAAACUGCGGGUCCACAUUCCACAAAGUGCUGGCACUUAGACACCCACAACCUGGAAGGCUAGUGACUGAGCCGUGCAGGGGGGCGGCCCCCGCGAUCACACGGUGUCAUGGUUUGGAAUGUUCAUUCUUGCGAGGACCUGGUUAGAGGUAUAAAGACCUUUUUCCACCGUUACCUAAUUUUUUUCCUCUUUUUUUUUUUGGUGUGUCGUACAGCAGGUAUAAUUUUUCACUUAUUUAUUCCAUCCGUAGAUAUGGUUUGUACAAUGUACAAUGGUUCUAUUUCCGAAAAUAAAAAAUGAAAUCAUGC
This is a messenger RNA of Tupaia belangeri chinensis (Chinese tree shrew), 3379 nucleotides long. It is a transcript of the gene BCL7A, whose product is annotated as BAF chromatin remodeling complex subunit BCL7A. Lineage: Eukaryota; Metazoa; Chordata; Mammalia; Scandentia; Tupaiidae. The record is from RefSeq and is a predicted model, not a curated record.